Messenger RNA from Colletotrichum chrysophilum, 2268 nucleotides. RefSeq lists its product as uncharacterized. Gene Ontology annotation, molecular function: serine-type endopeptidase activity. The record is from RefSeq and is a predicted model, not a curated record. Lineage: Eukaryota; Fungi; Ascomycota; Sordariomycetes; Glomerellales; Glomerellaceae. The transcript has a single exon. The coding region runs from base 1 to 2268 and encodes 755 amino acids. Gene Ontology annotation, biological process: proteolysis.
AUGCGCGACACACAGGCAAGCGGCCUCCUCCGCAGGUCUUUCAUUGACACUUCUUUACAAUCUGUCUCUGCCGACACUGCUUCGGUCAUUUACACCUAUGAACACACCAUCAAUGGGUAUGCAGCCAAAAUCACCGAUGAUCAAGCCAAUGCAUUGAGGGCACAGCCAGAUGUUCUCUCCGUGAGACCGGACAAGGUCUACCACCUCCACACUAGUCGUACUCCUGCGUUUCUAGGACUGCUUGACUCUGGAGCUUUGCUUGGUCGCAGCCCCGGCGUCGACACGGGCAUAUACCUCGACGCGCGUGACGACGUGAACGGUACAAGCGCCGAGUCAAACUUGGUCGUCGGCAUCUUUGACACUGGAGUCUGGCCUGAAAACCCAAGCUACAAGGACGAUGGCAUGCCUCCCGUUCCUUCCCAUUGGAAGGGCGAAUGCGAGACUGGCCCAGACUUCCCGGCCACGAGCUGCAACAAGAAGCUUGUGGGCGCCAGGGCCUUCUACAAGGGAUACGUUGCCGCUGUCACUAACGGAACUGGAGCUUUCAACUGGACUGGAGAAUCUCAGUCUCCCAGGGAUGACGACGGUCACGGAACCCACACUUCGACUACCUCUGCCGGCAAUGAAGUCCCUAACGCCAGCUUAUUUGGACAAGCCUCCGGUACAGCUCGUGGCAUGGCCAAAGAUGCACGCAUCGCCAUGUAUAAGGUUUGCUGGAAGGAGGGCUGUUUCGAUUCCGAUAUUCUCUCAGCCUUCGACCAAGCGAUCGCGGAUGGAGUGAACGUCAUGUCUUUGUCGCUGGGCCCCGAUCAGCCAAGCUUCAACGAGGAGGAGGGUAUCGUGGUUGGCAGCUACGCAGCCAUGAAGAAGGGCAUCUUUGUUGUCGUGUCGGCUGGAAACAGCGGCCCAGGACCCGGGACCGUCACGAACCUUGCCCCAUGGGUUUUGAACGUCGCCGCCAGCACGCUGGACCGUGAUUUCCCUGCCCACAUCACACUUGGCAACGGCAAGAACUACACCGGCUUUUCUCUUUACAGCAAUGGAUCAGUGACAGACAUCAAGCCGUUAGCCGACGGAGAGGUGCUUCCUCUGAUUCACGGCAGUCAAGCGGGCAAAGGAAAUGCCACAACAGCGUCACUCUGCCUGGCGGGCAGUCUUGAUCCUGCCAAGGUGGCCGGCAAGGCAGUUGUCUGCGUCAGGGGCCAGAACGGAAGGACAGAGAAGGGUGGCGUCGUCAAGUCUGCUGGAGGUCGUGCGAUGGUACUUGUCAACUCCGAAACCGAUGGCGAUGGUACCAUUGCUGAUGCCCAUAUUCUUCCUGCUCUGCACCUUGGCUACUCAGACGGAUCUGAAGUUGAAGCCUACGCAAAGAUGGGCAAUGGGACAGCAGUGAUCGACUUUGAAGGUACCAGAUUGGGUGUUUCGGCUCCUCUCAUGGCAUCUUUCAGCUCUAGAGGCCCUAACGUUGUGGUUCCCGGACUUCUCAAGCCGGAUAUCACUGGCCCAGGCGUCUCUAUCCUGGCUGGGUGGUCUGGCACGGGUCCGACCGGACUUGACAUUGACACAAGAAAGAUUGACUGGAACGUGAUUUCCGGUACAAGCAUGAGUUGCCCGCAUUUGUCUGGGAUUGCUACUUUCAUUCUUGCCCGGCGCCCUGAAUGGAGCCCUGCAGCCAUCCGGUCGGCCAUCAUGACUACUGCAUACACCACGACGAAGGGCACCCAGUCUCCUCUUUUAGACUCUGCCAACGAUAAGGCGGCCUCUGUAUUCGAUUACGGAAACGGCCACGUUGACCCCGUCGCAGCUCUGAGCCCUGGCCUCAUAUACGACAUUUCUCCGGAUGACUACCUUGACUUUCUCUGCGCGGUCAACAGCACAUCUGCCUUUACCAACGGCAUCACAAGAAGCAACUUUACCUGCGCCUCCAACCAAACAUAUAGCGUCUAUGACCUUAAUUAUCCUUCUUUCUCUGCCCUCUAUGAUAGUUCUACAAACGGGUCCUACACUGCCACGUUCAAACGCACCGUUACCAACGUCGGAGGUGCUGGUACUUACAAGGUUGACGUCUCUCUCACUGACCCCGCACUGGUCAAGGUUGCUGUCACCCCUGAGACUCUCACUUUCAGCGAGGCGGGCGAGAAACAGAGCUUCGUCGUCUCCGCCACCUUGGGUUCAUCACCCGGUGCCGAUGCUAAGUCUCAAGGAAGGCUUGUCUGGUCUGACGGGAAACAUGUGGUCGGAAGUUCGAUGGCUUUCAUUUGGGGGUAG